UUGGCUAUUUUAAGCAGGGAAGUUUGCCGGCGUGGUAAGCAGCCUCGCUCACAUUGGUGUCCCCCGUACGCUCCUGUUUAGCCUUCCCGCUUCUGCGCAGCUCGACCCGGCCAAAGCUAUUGAGCUGUGUCUAUUUGCCCCUUGUGAGCAGCAUGUCUGAUUACGGCGGUUUGCCGACGAACGGAGUCGGUGCUGGGAUGAAAAAAGACGCUUUUGCUGAUGCUGUACAACGAGCCAGACAGAUUGCAGCUAAAAUUGGUGGAGAUGGUGUUCCCUCGGUGAGCAACAAUGGAGGUGCUGAGAGCUAUCCAUUUGCAGCACAGAAGAGAUCCCUGGAAGAAGCAGAUGAACCUGAUGCUAAGAAGGUAGCAUCUCAGAGCGAAAUAGAUUCUGCAUUGUCUAUUGGUGCUCAGCUGGCUGCCCUCUCCCAACAAAGUGUUAGGCCCUCCACAAUGACAGAAGAGUACAGGGUACCUGAUAGCAUGGUUGGUCUCAUCAUUGGCAGAGGAGGUGAACAGAUUAACAAAAUACAGCAGGAUUCUGGCUGCAAGGUCCAGAUUGCACACGACAGUGCUGGUCUUUCAGACAGAAGUGUUUCUUUGACCGGGUCACCAGAUGCCGUACAGAGAGCCAAGGCACUAAUCGAUGAAAUAGUGUCAAGGGGUCAUGAGUCGACCAAUGGGCAAGCAGGUUCCAUGCAGGAGAUGAUCAUCCCUGCAGGCAAGGCCGGCCUUAUUAUAGGCAAAGGAGGAGAGACCAUCAAACAGCUACAGGAGCGGGCUGGAGUUAAAAUGAUUCUUAUUCAAGAUGGAUCCCAACCACCCAACAUUGAUAAACCCCUGCGCAUCAUUGGAGACCCCUACAAAGUGCAGCAAGCAAAGGAGAUGGUUAAUGAGAUUCUACGAGAAAGGGAUCAUGCAGGUUUUGGAGACCGGAACGAAUACGGGUCAAGGAUGGGAGGAGGUGGUGGCAUUGAUAUAGCUGUGCCCCGCCACUCCGUGGGAGUUGUAAUUGGCCGAAGUGGAGAAAUGAUCAAGAAGAUCCAGAGCGAUGCUGGAGUGAAGAUACAGUUUAAACCAGAUGAUGGUACAGGUCCUGAUAAAAUCGCCCAUAUUAUGGGUCCACCAGACCAGUGUCAGCAUGCUGCCUCAAUCAUCACCGAUCUGCUACAGAGCAUCCGUGCUCGAGAGGAGGGUGGGCAGGGGGGCCCCCCAGGUCCUGGUUCAGGGAUGCCGCCUGGUGGACGAGGACGGGGUAGAGGGCAGGGGAGCUGGGGUCCUCCAGGAGGAGAGAUGACCUUCUCCAUUCCCGCUCACAAAUGUGGGCUUGUCAUUGGCAGAGGAGGAGAGAAUGUCAAGUCCAUCAACCAACAGACGGGUGCAUUUGUGGAGAUAUCUCGUCAGCCUCCACCUAACGGUGACCCAAACUUCAAGCUGUUCACCAUCCGAGGGUCCCCGCAACAGAUUGACCAUGCCAAGCAGCUCAUUGAAGAGAAGAUUGAGGCUCCAUUGUGUCCAGUGGGCGGUGGUCCUGGUCCAGGAGGCCCAGCUGGUCCAAUGGGUCCCUAUAAUCCCAACCCUUAUAAUGCAGGGCCUCCUGCUGGUGCUCCUCAUGGAGCUGCGCCUGGUGGCCCCCAGUUCUGUCCUCAGGGUUGGGGAAAUACCUAUCAGCAGUGGCAAGCCCCAGGUCCACAUGACCCCAGUAAGGCAGCAGCAGACCCGAACGCAGCGUGGGCAGCCUAUUAUGCACAGUAUUACGGCCAACAGCCAGGGGGUGCGAUGGCAGCCCAGAAUCCAGGAGCCGCUGCAGCAGUACCAGGAGAUCAGAGCCAAGCAGCACAGGCCUCUGGAGGACAGCCAGACUAUACUAAAGCUUGGGAGGAGUACUACAAGAAGAUGGGCAUGACCCAGCCAGCUGGAGGGGCAGCAGCUGCUCCAGCUGCAGCAGCAGCAGCAGGUGGAGCUGCAGCUGGAGGACAGCAGGACUACAGCGCAGCCUGGGCUGAGUACUACAGACAGCAGGCUGCCUACUAUGGACAGGGAGGGCAGGCGCCUGCUCAGGCAGCUGCUCCACAGCAGGGACAACAGGCCCAGUAAACGACUGUCUUGGUCUGUUGGACGGUUACGAUGGCUGUCUGGACUUGUUUGUUUUUUCUAUCAAGAAAUUUCCUUUUUGGCUUUAAUAAGACAAGACCACGGUUUACUCAUCCACCCAGACAUUUUCUAUUCCCAACUUGUUUGUUUUUUUAAUGUCAAAAUUGAAAAAGGGAACACAUUUUGCCCAUGCAUUGAACAAAGCACUAAAUAACUACUUGGGUUACAAUUCAGUUUGCCCAUGAAUCAGUUUUCACCUCACCCACAUCUUGUUAUACAUCUGAUCCUUUUUUUAAAUGUGAAAUAAUGAGCAUCUUUGCUUGCAAGCUAGCACAACAGCAUCUCAACACUGACUGACAUUUAAGUAGUUUUUCCCUGUCAAUUUCCUGAGGGUAAAAACAGUCUAGCAGUAUUUUGAAUAUAUUCAGAAAUUAUGUUUGUAAGAAAAACAUACAGAAAUGUUGGCCGUCUUCUUUUCUUGUCCUUGGUACUUUUUUUAAAAAAACCUUCAUUUUUAAGAACAUUCCCAGUUGCAGGUGAAUUUCUCCCUGCUAUCAAGAUUUUAGUUUUAAUUUUAUUCAUUGUAAUUAUUUUCCUUAAGGGGGUCGUGUGUGUCUGUGUACUGUAUGCUACUGAACAGUAAGUUGACUGUAAUAAGGCACUAGCUGUCCUACUGUAUGUAGGUUGGUUGUGUGUGCAUGUAUGUGUUUGUGUGCGUGACUGCCCUCUGUUUAAUUUCUUUAUUGUUGGAGAUUUUUUUUUUUGUUCCAAUAGGUUCUGUUACUGU
Molecule: messenger RNA, 2880 nt
Organism: Chelmon rostratus (copperband butterflyfish)
Lineage: Eukaryota; Metazoa; Chordata; Actinopteri; Chaetodontiformes; Chaetodontidae
Product: KH-type splicing regulatory protein
Exons: 18
Coding region: 153-2096 (647 amino acids)
Biological process (GO): regulation of DNA-templated transcription
Cellular component (GO): nucleus; cytoplasm
Molecular function (GO): mRNA binding
Source: RefSeq, a predicted model, not a curated record